Molecule: messenger RNA, 635 nt
Organism: Amoebophrya sp. A25
Lineage: Eukaryota; Dinophyceae; Syndiniales; Amoebophryaceae
Source: the annotation of a GenBank genome assembly
UGAAAUCAUGGAUUUGCGCAAAAACUUAUCGGAUGCGCAGACUUCAGAGGAUGCUGCGAAACGGGAUGCACAAGCCAUGCGUCGCGAAGUCGGUGACUUGCAACACCGAUGCCGGAUGUUGCAAGGCAGAAAUGCUACCACUGGAUCUGGUUCAGUUAGCCAAGAGCAAGCUCUAGUCGCUGAACAAGUACGCUCACUGCAAAGGGAAUUGCAGCAGAAGAGCCAAGCCUUGGAGAGGAGCGAAGGCAAUGUUAGAGCUGUAUUGCGCAAUAAAGAAGAUGAACUGUACCAAUCGGAAGCCCAAUUGCAAGACGCGACGCAAUUGGUGGAACAGCAAAGACACGAAUUUAGAGUGCAGUUGGAACGGGAUCGAGUUGCAGUGCAGGAUGCAGCGAGAGAGGAGUAUGGGAAGAGACUGAAGGACGCUGAGAAUAGGUUGCGAAGGGAUUUCGAAACUGCAGUGGAGCAACAUUCGACCUCACGAAUUUUGGAAUUGGAGGAGCAAAUUUUGGCAAAACAAAAUCAGGAUGAGGCACAAAAACAACAGCAGGAAGAGGAGCUGGCACGACAAGACACAUUACUGCGUGAGAGGGGUGUGGAAGUAAACCGAUUGCAGGAUUUACUGCUGCAGAGGG